ACACCAUGAAAGAGGAAUUGACACGAUGACAGUCAAUGUUUACCUUAUGAAUUAAUUGAGUCUUCUGCUACGACCGGUUGUGAUCUGCCUGUUGUUGUUGUUGUUGGUCACAGCCGGAGCCGACUGGAGUUGUGGAUGGUGACAGCGAAUUGUAAUUUGCCACCUUGAAUACUUUGAUUUUAUAAAACAUCACUCGUAACUCCAUUAAUUUAAUAUGUUUAGCGGAAGGCACACGUACAAGAGGGGAUGGCAGUUGCUAAGAAAAUGGAGUGCUCAUCAUGCCCACACAUCUUCAGAGCACCGGCCCAUCAGCAAGCUGCUUAUAGCAAACCGAGGAGAGAUUGCCUGCAGAGUUGUAAGAACUGCCCGAAAGAUGGGUGUGAGAACUGUAGCAGUUUACUCAGAACCAGAUAGGAAUUCUAUGCAUGUUGCGAUGGCAGAUGAGGCCUAUCACAUCGGACCAGCUGCCUCACAAGAGUCUUAUUUACGUGCAGACAAGAUCCUUAAUAUUGCUAAAAGUAGUGGUGCCCAGGCAGUACAUCCAGGCUAUGGAUUCCUCUCAGAAAAUGUGGAAUUUGCUGAAGUCUGUGCCACAGAGGGAAUCAUUUUUGUCGGUCCUCCUGCUUCUGCUAUUCGAGACAUGGGCAUUAAAAGCACUUCAAAGAAAAUAAUGUCUGAGGCUGGUGUCCCCAUUAUUGGAGGUUAUCAUGGAGAUGACCAGAGUGACGGUCGUCUGCGUGAGGAAGCAGAAAAAAUUGGCUAUCCAGUUAUGAUUAAAGCUGUUCGAGGAGGUGGUGGAAAGGGUAUGCGUAUUGCAAAAACCAAGGAAGAGUUUGAGGAGCAACUCGAAUCUGCACGGAGAGAAGCUACAAAAUCAUUUGGUGACGAUGUGAUGUUGCUCGAAAAAUUUGUUGAACGUCCCAGACAUGUUGAAGUUCAGGUAUUUGGUGACCAUCAUGGCAACUAUGUGUACCUAUUUGAGAGAGAUUGUUCAGUCCAGCGACGUCAUCAGAAAAUUAUUGAAGAAGCUCCUGCACCUGGUUUAACAUGGGACGUUCGGAGAUCACUUGGUGAGGCUGCUGUUCGAGCUGCACGUGCUGUAGGGUAUGUUGGAGCUGGAACUGUAGAGUUUAUACUUGAUAGUUCACAUAAUUUUUACUUUAUGGAAAUGAAUACACGUUUGCAAGUGGAGCACCCUAUUUCAGAGAUGAUAACCAACACGGAUUUAGUUGAGUGGCAACUUAGGGUUGCUGCUGGAGAGAGACUCCCAUUAUUACAAGAUGAUAUCAAGCUCUCUGGUCACAGUUUUGAAGCCAGAAUAUAUGCUGAAGACCCAGAUGGUGGCUUCCUUCCUGGAGCUGGACCUUUGGAUCAUUUGGCCACACCUGAAGCAAAGCAGCACAUUAGAAUUGAAACAGGCGUGCGAGAAGGUGACGAAGUGUCUGUUCAUUAUGAUCCAAUGAUUGCGAAGUUGGUGGUCUGGGGUCAUGAUAGAGCUUCUGCUCUUAAUAUUCUUGUCACGUCUUUAGCCGACUAUAAUAUUAUUGGUUUAAACACCAAUGUGAAUUUCUUAAUGAGUCUUGCAACUCAUCCUAAUUUUGUUGCUGGUGAUGUGAGCACAGAUUUCAUACCUGACCAUUACAACACACUUUUCCCUGAACGCAGUCCGUCCCCAGAGUUGUUCUGCCAGUCUGCAUUAGCAUUGAUACUGAGUGAGGAACAGGAAGCUAUACGAGCUGCUGCGCUCUCCCUUGACCCUACGUCUCCAUUUUCUCCUCGGUCUAUUCCAAGAAUCAAUCACACUCUUUCUCGCACCGUAAACAUCUCUUGUGGAGAUAAAGGUGAAAAUAUUUUGGUGGAGUACUUAGGGUCAGGGAAGUAUCGCAUGGCUGUUGGCAGUAAAACCUUUGAUGUGAGUGGUUCUCUAGUCAGGGAAAACAACGUCUCUACUCUGACAAGUUCAGUGAAUGGAACAGUAUCUACUUCACGAGUAGUUGUGGAUAAGAGAGAUGUCCAUCUCUUCACAGCAACUGGUGGAUGGAAAAUGACUCUUCCCAGACCAAAGUUUGAAGAGGAAAUUGGAAGUGCUUCAGGCACCACAGGCGGUGCAGUAGCUCCAAUGCCAGGAGUGAUCGAGAAAGUUUUUGUCAGUCCUGGACAGUCUGUCUCUGCAGGUGAUCCAUUGGUUGUCAUGAUUGCUAUGAAAAUGGAGUACGUGAUAAAGGCAGCUAGAGAUGGUGUUGUAGAGAAGAUUCUUUUCAAACCUGGAGAUAAUGUUGCCAAGAAUACAUCGCUCGUCAAGAUGAAGGAAUCAGAAGACAGUUAGUUAUAAGGUCUUAAUCUGUGAGGUAACUACAAGAUCUACGUACGGUCGUUUGUUGCUUCACCCUCCCCCCUCCUCUCUUUCUCUUUCUCUCUUAGCAACUUUUUUCCACGAACAUUUCUAUGUUACACAAGUUUCAUUCAUAGUGUAAUUUUUUCUUUUCAUAAUGGUUAAUAUGUCAGUUGUCUUUUGAUGGCAGUUAUUUCUUGGUCCCCCUUCCUCCUUUACUUGGUAAAUAUUAAGUUUAUGCUUUGGCUAUGGCUGUCAAAAUAAGUUGCCUUCUCCCAAGAAGUCUUGAAUUAUUUUUCCCUUCUCUCAAAAAGAGUUGAGUUAUUUUUUUAAUUAUUUUUAUAUUAUAAUAAUCUUAUUUUGAAUUUAUAUUUUAAUUCUGAGAAUAAGUUGUUUUGAAAAGAUGGUUCACACAAUUAUUUUGCGACUUCUCUUUAAUUUUCUGUCUUUGUCAGAUGGUUUCUUUGAAUAGAGAAAUGAGAAAAAUGAUCUGUAGAAAAUGUGAUGUUGCUGGUCUUGUAUCUUGUUUUACAGUUUAAUAAACAAGAUUUGCUUUUUGUUGUGAUCAUAUUUAUGUAGAAUUAUUAGACUUCUAUAUGGCAUAUAUGUACAUCUUGUAUCAUAGAAUUUUAUGUUCUAAUGUCUGGGAAAGUUGCCAAAUAGUAAUGUUCUUAUUAAAUAGCUCAGGUGAAAUACUUGGUCAUUUGAUAAGUAGAAAGUACUAGAAGUAUUGAAGAAUAGUAUAGAUAUGUUUAGUUGUAAGAUAUUAUUUACAUAGAUCAGGGAUAAAAUGUAAAAAAAUAUGUAAAAAAUAUGUAUUAAUAGAUUUGUAGGCACUUUUGUGAUAAUACAAUAGUUUUCUAA
Macrobrachium nipponense is the source of this 3196-nucleotide messenger RNA. It is a transcript of the gene Mccc1, whose product is annotated as methylcrotonoyl-CoA carboxylase subunit alpha, mitochondrial-like. The record is from RefSeq and is a predicted model, not a curated record. Gene Ontology annotation, cellular component: mitochondrion. The transcript is spliced from 14 exons. Lineage: Eukaryota; Metazoa; Arthropoda; Malacostraca; Decapoda; Palaemonidae. Gene Ontology annotation, molecular function: ATP binding; methylcrotonoyl-CoA carboxylase activity; metal ion binding. Bases 215 to 2326 code for a protein of 703 amino acids.